This is a messenger RNA of Malania oleifera, 723 nucleotides long. RefSeq names its product ethylene-response factor C3-like. The record is from RefSeq and is a predicted model, not a curated record. Gene Ontology annotation, molecular function: DNA binding; DNA-binding transcription factor activity. Lineage: Eukaryota; Viridiplantae; Streptophyta; Magnoliopsida; Santalales; Ximeniaceae. Gene Ontology annotation, biological process: regulation of DNA-templated transcription; ethylene-activated signaling pathway. Bases 1 to 564 code for a protein of 187 amino acids. The transcript is spliced from 3 exons.
AUGAACGGUUUCAUUGAGAGAAAGUAUGAUCGGUGUAAAUCCCUCUUCAUCUUCAAAUCAGUUCUCGACGAAGCCGGAGCGGCGAGACCUCUGGUGAAGGAGGAAGAGGUCACCUCCGAUGCUAACGAAGAACAGCCCCCCAAGGACAUAGGUAAUAUUAAUAGUUACAGGGGCGUGCGGCGGCGGCCGUGGGGGAAGUACGCGGCGGAGAUAAGGGAUUCGACGAGGAACGGCGUGAGGGUUUGGUUGGGAACGUUCGACACGGCAGAGGCGGCGGCGCUGGCGUACGACCAAGCGGCGUUUUCAAUGCGGGGUUCCAUGGCGAUUCUCAAUUUUCCGGCGGAGGUGGUGCGGGAGUCCCUCCGCCAGAUGAACUGCGGGGUCGACGACGCGCCGUCGCCCGUUCUGGCGCUGAAGAGGCGGCACUCUAUGAUGAGGGUGUCAAAGAAAAGGAAGGGCAACGAAGAAUUCGGCUUUCCCGGAAAUGUCAUAGAGUUGGAGGACUUGGGUGCAAAUUAUUUGGAGGAGCUUCUUGGCUUGUCUGUUUCUGAGACUUCUUGUUAGCCCCUUUUAAUUUUUUUUAUUUUUUAUUUUUUAUUUUUCUUCGUGUUACGUUGAUGAUAGCUUGGACCUUUGUGGAUUAAGAUUAGCCACGUCAUCUCAUGCAAAAAAUAUAUAUUUUAUGUCCCACAAAAAAAAAAUAAAAACAAUUUCCUUUUUCAA